Molecule: messenger RNA, 354 nt
Organism: Caenorhabditis remanei
Lineage: Eukaryota; Metazoa; Nematoda; Chromadorea; Rhabditida; Rhabditidae
Exons: 1
Coding region: 1-354 (117 amino acids)
Source: RefSeq, a predicted model, not a curated record
AUGGAGUCUCUUGGACUGGAACUGGUUGCUCGACUGGAGUCUCUUGGACUGGAGCAGCUUGUUCGGCUGGAGUCUCUUGUACUGGAACUGGUUGCUCGACUGGAGUUUCUGGAACUGGAGCAGCUUGUUCGGUUGAAGUCUCUUGAACUGGAGCAGCUUGUUCGGCUGGAGUUUCUUGUACUGGAACUGGUUGCUCGGCUGGAGUUUCUGGUACUGAAGCAGCUUGUUCGGCUGGGUUCUCUUGGACUGGAACUGGUUGCUCGACUGGAGUCUCUGGAACUGGAGCAGCUUGUUCGGUUGGAGUUUCUGGAACAGGAGCAGCUUGUUCGGCUGGAGUCUCUUGAACUGGAGUAG